Molecule: messenger RNA, 2307 nt
Organism: Fusarium pseudograminearum CS3096
Lineage: Eukaryota; Fungi; Ascomycota; Sordariomycetes; Hypocreales; Nectriaceae
Exons: 1
Coding region: 1-2307 (768 amino acids)
Biological process (GO): carbohydrate metabolic process; ergosteryl 3-beta-D-glucoside catabolic process
Molecular function (GO): steryl-beta-glucosidase activity
Source: RefSeq, a predicted model, not a curated record
AUGUCGUCUUUCCGCCUGUUGAUUGAAGACGGCCAGUUUCGUGACGGCCACGGUCGUCAGGUCGUCCUCCGUGGCAUCAACGUCGCCGCUGACGCCAAACUUCCCAGCGAACCCGAUCAACCGUCUCACAUUCCCACCGACUUCUUCGAUGGCGACAAUGUAUCCUUUCAUCAACGUCCCUUCCCCAAGGAGGAUGCGAGAUCUCACUUUUCGCGCCUGAGGCGAUAUGGCUUCAACACUAUCCGUUACAUCUUUACGUGGGAGGCGCUUGAGGCGGCGGGACCUGGCAAAUACGAUGAGGACUUCAUCCAGCAUACCAUUGAUAUCCUGAGGAUAGCAAAAGAAUAUGGUUUCUAUAUUUUUAUGGACCCUCACCAAGACGUUUGGUCUCGUUUUACGGGUGGCUCAGGGGCACCGUUGUGGACGUUGUAUGCGUGCGGCCUCAACCCUCAGAGUUUCGCUGCGACCGAAGCCGCUAUUGUACACAAUACUUACCCAAACCCUGACGAGUUUCCAAAAAUGAUAUGGUCGACAAAUUACUACCGACUAGCAGCCGGUACCAUUUUUACUCUCUUCUUCGCUGGUAAAGAUUUUGCUCCAAAGUGUAUCAUUGACGGCGUCAACAUCCAAGACUAUCUACAGGAUCAUUUUAUGAGGGCGUGUGGCCAGCUUGCUCAACGAAUCCAUGAGGCAGGCGAUUUGGAAGACGUUGUGGUUAUCGGAUGGGAAAGCAUGAAUGAACCCAACAAGGGCAUGACUGGUUACAAGGACCUCACUGUAAUCCCAAAGGAACAUCCCUUGAAGAAAGGCACAUGCCCAACAAUGUGGCAAACGAUGUUGACUGGUAUGGGACGAGCCUGCGAAGUUGAUACGUGGGAAAUGGGUGGUCUUGGCCCUUACAAGACUGGAAGCACUCUUGUAGAUCCACAUGGCGAAAUCGCAUGGUUGCCAGAAGAUUACGACGACUCGCGAUACGGAUGGAAGCGCGAUCCCGGCUGGAAGCUCGGCCAAUGUAUAUGGGCGCAACACGGUGUUUGGGAUCCCGAGACUGACACUCUCCUGCGUAAAGAUUACUUCGCCAAAAAUCCCCAUACUGGAAAGUUAAUUGACUAUCCGCAAUUUACCAACACAUACUUUAUGGACUUUUGGCGGAAGUACGUCAAAACUUGUCGAGCCGUUCACCAGGACUGUAUUAUGCUUAUGCAGUUCCCCACCCUGGAAUUGCCUCCCGAGAUCAAAGGAACCGAAGAUGACGACCCCCGAAUGGCUUUCACCCCGCAUUACUACGACGGCAUUACCCUCAUGACCAAGCAUUGGAACAGUACAUGGAACGUCGACGUCGUUGGAGUCCUGCGAGGCAAGUACUGGCAUCCAGCCUUGGCCAUCAGGAUCGGAGAGACAGCUAUUCGCAACUGUCUCCGCGAUCAACUCGCAACAUUAAGACAGGAAGGCCUCGAUCGCACCGGAAAGCACCCUUGUGUGCUGUCAGAAUUCGGCAUUCCCUACGAUAUGGACGACAAAAAGGCUUAUAAGACUGGUGACUAUUCAAGCCAGUCAGCGGCGAUGGACGCCAACUACUUUGCGGUUGAAGGAUCGCAAAUUGAAGGACACUGCUUGUGGACAUAUUGUGCGAGGAACGAUCACGUCCGAGGAGACUUUUGGAACGGAGAGGACUUGUCGAUUCUCUCAUUGGAUGACACACCUCUUCCGGAUUCUCCUCUUCCCGAAUACUCGCAGUCAACCCUGGAUUUGGCGAGGACUGCGACCGCCACAAAUGGGAAGAAGGAUGUUGCCGAUGAUCGAAACGUUACACCCGAUAAUCUCAAACGAACGCUCACCAACCCAUCCAUUAGCUCUGCGCCCUCUACUAAGGAUCCUCAGCUAACCAACGCACCUGGCUACCGUGCUGCCGAAGCCUAUGUGCGCCCAACACCCACCGUGGUGUACGGUGAUGUUGUGUCCACCGGGUUCGAUCUGCGACAGUGCACAUAUGUCCUCAAGGUCAAGGCGCCAAAGGCAGCACCAGACGACGCUCCCACGAUUGUGUUUUUGCCCGAAUACCAUUUCCCCAAGGACCAGUGCGACGUAGCUGUCUCUUCGGGCAAGUGGGAGCUGAGCAUAGAUGAUGAAGAGGGUACGUCACUUCAAAUGCUCAGGUGGUGGCAUGGUGAAGGUGAACAGAGUCUCAAAAUUUCAGGCCUUGUGCGUAAGCACAACGUUCCUGUAGGAUCUGAAGAGGAUGCCGGUUAUCUUGAGCAAUGCCAGCAGGGCUAUGGGUUUAACUUUGGAAGCUGCAGUGUUAUGUGA